UUGCCAUUAUUUAAAAAAAAUGACAGUGACAAGUGACAACUGUUUGAAUUCUGCAAUAUAGGUUAUGUUUAUUUUAUAAUUAUUUAAUCCUGACAAAUAAAUAAUAACUACAACAGUUAUUUAGCAAAUAUAACCAUCAUCUUUGAAGCUCACAUACAAAAUAAAAUGAAAGCCCUCAUACAGCGUGUUAAAAAUGCUAAAGUAACCGUAAAUGAUGAAGUAAUAAGCAGUAUAGAGCAAGGCGCUUGUAUAUUAAUUGGGAUCUGCAGUAGCGAUACUAUUAAGGACAUGGAGUACAUAGCUCGUAAGAUAUUAAGUAUAAGGAUAUUUGAUGAUGAAAAUCAUAAAAGAUGGCAGAAAAGUAUUGUUGACAAACAGUUUGAAAUUCUUUGUGUCAGUCAAUUCACUCUAUACAAUACAUGGAAGGGUAACAAGCCGGAUUUUCACAAGGCGAUGGCUGCUGACAGAUCAAAGGAGUUCUAUGAACAAUUCAUUCAAAUGCUUAAGGAUAAAUAUAAGCCAGAUAAAGUUAAAGAUGGUCUAUUUGGUGCAUACAUGCAAGUAUCAAUACAAAAUGACGGUCCUGUCACAUUGGAGAUAGAGUCUCCAGCUCAGAUACAAAACAAAACAUCCAAUAGUACAGAUGCUGUAGAAAGAAAAGAUGAAGUUUCUAAUAGGUAAUCAUACUUCAUACUAUUAUAAACUAGCUUUGGCCCGUGACUCCGUCUGCGUGGAAUUAAAAAAACACAAA
This is a messenger RNA of Papilio polytes (common Mormon), 751 nucleotides long. It is a transcript of the gene Dtd, whose product is annotated as D-tyrosyl-tRNA(Tyr) deacylase 1. Gene Ontology annotation, molecular function: D-tyrosyl-tRNA(Tyr) deacylase activity. Bases 166 to 681 code for a protein of 171 amino acids. The transcript has 5 exons. Gene Ontology annotation, cellular component: cytoplasm. The record is from RefSeq and is a predicted model, not a curated record. Lineage: Eukaryota; Metazoa; Arthropoda; Insecta; Lepidoptera; Papilionidae. Gene Ontology annotation, biological process: tRNA metabolic process.